AGACUGUUUGAUAAAGUGUUACAUAACUAUUGAAUGACAAUGAAUGGUAAGUUGCAAAAUGGAUUUGCAAUGCAUUCGGGUGCUUUUGUACUGGAAACGCACUCCGCAUCAGACGUAGCGCACACUCUGAUAGACAGCGGCCGUCAAAAAGAACCAUUCUACGUGUUCGACAUGGACGAAGCACACCGACGUAUUCAACAUUUCAAAUCACAGAUGCCGAGAGUCCAAAUAUUUUACGCAAUGAAGGCGAAUGACUCUGAAUACAUAUUGAAACUAGCUAUUACAUCUGGACUCGGCUUUGACUGCGCGUCGCCUGGUGAGAUUUACAAAUUGAGACAGCUUAACGUCAACCCUAAGAGCAUAAUAUAUGCAAUGCCAUCAAAAACAGCUGAACAAAUGAUGUAUGCGCGUGACUCUGGGGUACUUCAUACUACUUUUGACUCUUCCUAUGAACUAAAGAAGAUAAAACAAUAUUGGCCCGAUGCCAGAUUGUUAGUACGAAUUCGUGUGGAGGGAAAAAGUGUAUACAACUUGGGAGACAAAUUCGGUUGCGGUCACGAUACUGAAGCUAUCAAACUUCUAGACGAAGCGGCUGCUCUUAGUCUCAAGGUAGUGGGAGUAGCCUUCCAUGUAGGUAGUGGAUGUUCAUCAAUCGACAGCCAUGAGAAUGGUCUACGCUAUGCAAAAGCUUUGUUUGAACAUGAAGCGAGAGCGGGCAGGCAGAUGAAGAUAGUGGAUAUUGGGGGUGGGUUUCUUAGCGAUAGAACUGACAGAAUUGACCAGGUGGCGAAUAUAAUUAAUAAAGCACUUGAAGAAUAUUUUCCUGAUAAAUCAGUACAAGUGAUAGCAGAACCGGGAAGAUACAUUUGUGAUUCUUCGUACAGUCUUUAUUGCAGUAUUAACAACGUGAGACAGGUAAUAAAGGAUAAAGAGGUUGUGAAUAUGAUUUAUCUUAAUGACGGACUCUACGGGACGCUGAGGUACAAUGAAUCAUGGCAUAAAGUGAAAAGAUAUCGCGUAUCUACAGAUGAAGAGAGUUUAGAAAAGGCAAUUCUCUGGGGGCCGAGUUGUGACUCCACGGAUCGCAUUAUGGAGAACUUCACCAUACUUUUACCACAAUGUACUCCGAGCGAUUGGCUCGUACUACCAAUCCAAGGCGCGUAUUCAUUUGGAUUUGCUACUAACUUCUCUUGUUUACCAACACCAAGAACAAGAAUUGUAAUUAGUACUGAACUUUGGUACAAACUGAAAGAAAGCAAGGUUUUCAAGGCGUCUGAUUUUGUAGUGAACCCAGAUAUCAACGAGCCACUUCUAACUACAAUACCAAAAGUUAUUACAGAAAACAUUACGACAGAUGUUAAGAGUCCGUUUUUAUUAGCUUAAAU
Papilio machaon (common yellow swallowtail) is the source of this 1385-nucleotide messenger RNA. RefSeq names its product ornithine decarboxylase 2-like. Lineage: Eukaryota; Metazoa; Arthropoda; Insecta; Lepidoptera; Papilionidae. Gene Ontology annotation, cellular component: cytoplasm. Bases 34 to 1383 code for a protein of 449 amino acids. Gene Ontology annotation, molecular function: ornithine decarboxylase activity. The record is from RefSeq and is a predicted model, not a curated record. The transcript has 10 exons.